AUGGAUGCGGACGCAAACGCAGACGGUGAUGCGGCGGCUGAUGCUGAUGCUCAGGCUUAUUCUGACGUUAAUGCUGAGCCCGCCGCGGAAUCUGCCGAUAUGGAAGCCCCGAAAGCAGAGCCGAGCGAGGAACCACCCACAAAGCUAGCAGGCGAGGUAUCACAGCCCAGUCCAGCAGUGGCUGCAUCUGGCCGAAAUCGAGCUGUGGCUGCGCUGCGAGAGUCUACGAAGCUCCGCCUUUGCUUUGCUGCCAUGUCAGCUGCAUCUCACGAGGGCGUUUCGAAGGACAGACCUUCGCAGAGCCAGCAGACAGCCGCGCCUGCAGCGAACGGUCUCGAUGAAGCGGCGGGAUCCGAACAGGCCGAAGAGAAGGUCGCGGUGAAUGAGCAAGACUCGACUGGCGACGAGCAGGCGGCCGCAUCUACGGCGCCUGCAGAUGGCGAGAAUGUGCCCGCCCCGGGCGAGAACGACGUGAAGGAGGUGAAGGACGAGCCCAUGGAACAGACUCCUUCGAUGGCUGUCGAUGAACACACGGACACGACGACCGCAGAUCAGCCUGCAGCGUCCAAAGCAGCAGCAGCCGUCAAGACAGAAGAAGAGGAGUCCAAGGUGGACGCAGCAGGCAAAGAGGCUACGGAAGAAUCUGUACCUGCCAACGAUGCGGCAGAAGCAGCCUCCACGGACGGCACUUCCCGAAAGACGCGCCAGACUGCCGAUGCGGCUCCGCAGUCCAAAGGCCCGCCGCAACUCUCGCUGAACCGCAUCUUUCUCUCGUUCGCAGCCAACCGGAAGCGGCUGGCGAUCGACGCCGAGGCGGUGCGGUCGGUCAGGAUCCACCGUUCGGAGCAUUGGAUCGAGAUCCGGCUGCUUGCUGCCCGCGCAUCCGGCCAAGCGGCGCGCAAGAAAGGCGACGAGUAUCUGGUGAGCCGCGGCACGCUGCUCGAGAAACGCGACAAGGGGCAGGACAACUACACUGCGCUGACGCGGAGCGAGAUCGCGGCGGCGUGGGCAAGCGCUGGGGCGAGUUCCGAGGCGAGCAGCGGCGCGGACGACGGAGGGCACCUGGAGCUGCCGCCGUUCUUCCGGCUUGGCGACGAGGCGGACGCGGGCUCGGAGCUGACGCUGCUCGUACAUCUUGAUCCGUCGGCGCCGCUGCCGGAGCCGGCGUGGCUGCGCAAGAACGAGGUGGACGAUCUGCUGGCGAGCCUGCAGCAGCGUUCGGGCGGCGUGGAAGCCGCGCAGCACGUGUGGUUUGGCAAGGUGGAGGUGGUGGAUCCGGAUCCGCCGCCGUCGAUGACGACGGUGCUAUACGAGUGGGUCAAAGAGUCGUUGAUCGGAAGCCAGAAGGAGCGGCGCAAGUUUGUCGACGAUCUGCUGCGCAACCGCCCACGCCGUGCGCCGGUUGAGGUCAAGAAGGAGCAAGUCGAGCCUGCUGUUGGAGUCAAGACGGAGCAGGGUGCGACAGAGGUGGAGAUGGAUAGCGAGCGGGAUGCGCGUGUGGCACGCGCGUAUGUCGAGAUGGUUCUGCGGCUGCUCAAGGGCGAGCGUGCUGGCGUCAGCGCGGGGUCGGGCGAGGGUCUUGCGGACGUGCUGGGACAGGCCACGCUGACGAGCAGCACGACGUGGGCGGGGCUGGUGAUGCUGGCGCUGCUGCAGCUGCCGCUCGACGCGGGCGUGGCGCCGGCGCACGUGCGCGCCGCAGUCGAUGCGCGCCUCAUACAGAUCCCGCACGCCACGCUCAUCCGAGCCAUCGACUUGACGUGGAAGGACACGGUCGAGGCCGAGAGAAAGAGCGCCGCGCAGCCGGCCGGAAGCCAGCAACAGCAGCAGCAGCAGCAUGGAAGACAUCGACACCACGCGCACGGUCGAAACCGGUCGGGCCAUGGCGCGCACAAGCGCAAGCGCAACUAG
Molecule: messenger RNA, 1911 nt
Organism: Moesziomyces aphidis
Lineage: Eukaryota; Fungi; Basidiomycota; Ustilaginomycetes; Ustilaginales; Ustilaginaceae
Source: the annotation of a GenBank genome assembly